Molecule: messenger RNA, 1137 nt
Organism: Sinocyclocheilus rhinocerous
Lineage: Eukaryota; Metazoa; Chordata; Actinopteri; Cypriniformes; Cyprinidae
Product: CD48 antigen-like
Exons: 7
Coding region: 42-1109 (355 amino acids)
Cellular component (GO): membrane
Source: RefSeq, a predicted model, not a curated record
UCACUGAAAAACCCACAGAGAAGCGGACAUUUUUGUUUGCUAUGAUGGCGUUUAGGCUGCUCCUGUCCUGUGUUCUUCUUACGUCAGGGUUCAGUGCUGAGAUCUCUGUGUUUGUUCAGACAGGAGCUUCUGUUCAACUGGAUAUACAGACACAAGAACUACCAGAGUUUGAUGAUUUAUCCUGGAAAAAAAAUAUUUCAGAGAAUAUAGUUAAAUAUACAAGUGAAUCUAAAAAAGAAAAACGUUACUCUUCCUACAAGGACAGAAUGGAUUUCAAUAAUAGAACCUUCUCUCUGACACUGAAGAACAUGCAGAAGACAGACAGUGGAAUCUACAGAGCAAUAGCAGCUGCAGAAUCAGACAACAAUAUUGUUACAUACAGAGUAUCUGUUAUAGAUGCAGUGGAAGCUCCGGUCCUGACUGUAAACUCAAACUCAUCCAGUCCUGACCCCUGUAACUCUACAUGUAAUGGAAGUAGUAACAUUAUCAUCAGCUUCAUCUAUGAUAGUAGCAGCUGUUCUCCAGAAGAAGUGAUAUCAUCUGAUAACUACAUUCUAAGACUGAGCUGCAUUGGUGACUCCAUCAUGUGUAACUACAGCAACCAAGUGAGCUGGAAAACUGACACAAAGAAGGUUAAUGAACUCUGCACUGCUAAAACAGAAAAACAUGAAGAAGCACCUGCGUUUCCCCCUUGGGUCAUUUUUAUUUGUCUAAUCACAUUGGCAUUGGCAGUGAUCGGCUUCUGUAUUUACAAGAGGAAAAAAGGCACCCAGAAGAAUGAACAAACAAUCUACGCAGAAGUUGACGAGAACAUCAAGCCACAAAAGUCACUGGAGAUGUUGGAGAAAUCAGAUAAUCCUCAGACAGUGUAUGAUACUGCAAGAGAUUCAGGACAAACUGAUGUUACCAACCACACCACACCCAACGACGACCCUAUGAAUCAGAGGUCAUCACUCACAGAGAAGAGCAAGCCAGAUGCACCAGUCACUAUCUACUGUGCUAUUCAGCAGCAACCAAACCCCCCCAAAACUGAAACUGAUCACACCAUUUAUGCUGCGGUCAAUAAACCAUCAGCCGGAUAUGAAUCUGCACAUCCACAAUCAGAAUAAAAGUGAACUUUUAACGAAGCUGAACCCU